CUUCGGAUCUAGAGAGGGGAACUACUCUAUAUAUAAGACUGGGCGGGUCCUUUUCGAGUCAUACCUAACUGAAAGAAAGGCGACUAUGACAACGUUUUACACAUUGUUCGCAGCUUGCCUGCUGAUAGGAGCAGCAUGGGCGCAGCAGUACACGACCCCAGUGCCGAUCCUUAAGCAGAUCAACAGGCACAACGACGACGGUUCCUACUCCUACGGUUACGAAGCGGCCGACGGCAGCUUCAAAAUCGAGACUAAGUACCCGACCGGCGAAGUCUACGGGAAGUACGGUUACGUCGACGAUUCUGGAAAGGUAAGAGAAGUUGAAUAUGGAGCGAGCAAACGCGGUUUCGAACCUGCCGGAAGUGACAUAAACGUGCCACCGCCGACGCUCACACAGAAUCAGGCUUCCGCGCUUCCCGAAGGCCAGGAGGACGACGGCCAGUACCGCGAGGACCCCAGCGUAUACUACAAAGACGAAAAGUACAACAGGCCGGCACCCCAGUCUGUCUCCAGGCCCCAGCAGUACCACCAGACCAGCUACAAGUCCCAGCAGUACCAGCCUCAACCUCAGUACUACCAGCCGCAACAGCAAUCCCGGUAUUACCAGCCCCAACCACAGUACCAACAGCCCCAAUACCAACAGCCCCAGUACCAACAGCCCCAGUACCAACAGCCGCAGUACCAGCAGCACAGGUUCAACCCCCAGGCUUAUCUGAACCCUGCUCAAUUCGCCACCCACCCUUCUGUUAAAACCUUCGAUAUUUUCUCGGGAUCAUACUCCCUAGACUAUUCGGGAAAGAAAUAAAUUAGUAUAAAUCUAUUUUUUUUCAAGGCACUGCUGUCGUGUACAUAUAUGUGUAAAAUAUUCUAGAUGUAAGUUUUUUAAAAUAAAGUCGUUGUGUUUUACCCAUA
Molecule: messenger RNA, 912 nt
Organism: Cimex lectularius (bed bug)
Lineage: Eukaryota; Metazoa; Arthropoda; Insecta; Hemiptera; Cimicidae
Gene: Cpr97Eb
Product: gamma-gliadin
Exons: 3
Coding region: 86-805 (239 amino acids)
Cellular component (GO): chitin-based extracellular matrix
Molecular function (GO): structural constituent of chitin-based larval cuticle
Source: RefSeq, a predicted model, not a curated record